Chanos chanos (milkfish) is the source of this 3912-nucleotide messenger RNA. RefSeq names its product ATP-binding cassette, sub-family D (ALD), member 1 (gene abcd1). Gene Ontology annotation, molecular function: ABC-type transporter activity; ATP binding; ATP hydrolysis activity. Lineage: Eukaryota; Metazoa; Chordata; Actinopteri; Gonorynchiformes; Chanidae. The record is from RefSeq and is a predicted model, not a curated record. Bases 875 to 3220 code for a protein of 781 amino acids. Gene Ontology annotation, biological process: very long-chain fatty acid catabolic process; long-chain fatty acid import into peroxisome; fatty acid beta-oxidation. Gene Ontology annotation, cellular component: peroxisomal membrane. The transcript is spliced from 10 exons.
UAUGACUUCAAGGAACAGGAACUAAAGGACAAAUACUUUUUACUUUGCUAAAUGGCUGAACUAGUUACAAUAUAGCUAAUGGUAAUGGUUUUUGUUGAGGACCGCAUUAUGUAAAGAUCUUAUAAAGUGAUAUGAAAGUCGGACGCAGGAAAUCCUCAGGAGGCGUAACAAGCAACAGCGAAUCAAACGUUGAGUAACAGUACAACACGUUAGCGGUUAGCUAGCUAGUCAUUACAGUGCAAUUAACCUUAUUUUUCUCACAGACUUAAUUCAUCUUGUAGUAUGUUCGAGUGAUGUUGACCUUUUGUUUACAUGUAAUUUAUUGCGCAGACUCUUACGUGUAAUCUUGUUUGCUGUCGAAACAGCUAAGGAAGCUAACGGUAACAAUGUUAGCAAACUGUGCUAGCAGUAAGUAGCUGACCUAACUAAGGUGAACUUGUCAACUAAGUCUCUUAACCUAGUUGAAAAGUCUCAUUUUAGGCAGAUACCAGUUAGUCAGAGUUAGCUCUUUCGGGUCAGUGUCAUUAGUUUAGCUGCUCUUUCCAGUGAUCUGUCGGUACUGAAAUGGUACGGACUGACUGGCUUCCUUGAACGCAUAUCAAAAGGUUAUGCCUCCAGGCGUUGUUUUAAUAAAUUGAUGAAUUUAGUCAAGAAAAGAUUGGAUAAAAUAGAAAGACUAAGCCGGAAGACAUAUGUUAAAAUGAAUAUAUCACAGUGUUGAAGAUUUCCUUUCCCUCGUGAAAAUUUUUUACAUGUUGAACUGAUGUGCGCAUGAUACAACGAGGAAUCGACUUGAAGCGAUGCGUGUUACCUCUUUUUGAAUAAGAUUGACCCUUUCAGUGGAUCGCAGCUUGAUUAAACAACAACAACAAAAAUGUCCGUUAUAUACUCCAAACUACCACCUCAACUGAAGAAAACUUCGGCGAUGAGAAAAGCUGUACUUCUUCUCGUCGCUGCAUACGGUUUUAGAAAACUUUACCCUGUAAUUCGUACCAAAUUGAUAGGACGGACUGAGAGGCAGACUCGGGGAGCACUCUCACUUGAUUCAAGCGGUGGACACAAGGAAGUGACAGAAAAGGGGAAAAGAAAAAGCAAUUCCCCGGCUGUAAACCGUGAAUUUCUGGAACGGUUAUGUAGUCUCCUCCGCAUCCUCUUCCCUCAGCUCUUCUGCAAAGAACUCGGUCUGCUGGGCAUCCACUCUGUCGCCCUGAUCUCCCGCACCUUCCUCUCUAUCUACGUCGCCAGCCUGGAUGGCAAGAUCGUGAAAACUAUUGUGAAGAAAGAUCCACAGGCCUUUAUUUGGGAGCUAACUAAAUGGCUACUGAUUGCCAUCCCUGCAACCUUUGUCAACAGUGCCAUCCGAUAUCUUGAGGGCCAGCUUACCUUGGCCUUCCGUACCAGGCUCGUCACCCACGCUUACCAGCUGUACUUCAGUGACCAGACCUAUUACCGCGUCAGCAACAUGGACGGCAGACUAACCAACCCUGACCAGUCACUAACUGAGGAUGUAGUUAUGUUUGCUGCUUCUGUAGCUCAUCUGUACUCCAACCUGACCAAGCCCAUCCUGGAUGUGGUGAUGACAUGCUACACUCUUAUCAAAACUGCUGAAUCUAAAGGGGCUAACACCACCUGGCCCUCUGUCAUCGCCGGCAUUGUAGUGGCGGUCACGGCCAAGGUGCUGAGGGCAUUUUCCCCACGCUUUGGCAAACUGGUGGCUGAGGAGGCCAAGAGGAAAGGUGAUCUGCGCUACAUGCAUUCACGCAUUAUUGCAAACUCAGAGGAGAUUGCCUUCUAUGGUGGACACAAGGUGGAAAUGUCUCAGCUGCAGCGCAGUUAUAAAGCAUUGUCGUCCCAGAUCAACCUGAUCCUGUUUAAGAGGCUGUGGUACGUAAUGCUGGAGCAGUUUCUCAUGAAGUAUCUGUGGAGCGCCUCAGGCCUGGUGAUGGUGGCAGUGCCAAUCAUAACUGCCACCGGAUACUCAGAGAACGAUUCUGAGGAUGUGAAACAGGCUGCCAUGGUGAUGAAAGAGGAAGACCUGGUCAGUGAACGCACACAGGCCUUCACCACAGCCAGGAAUCUUCUGAAUGCUGGAGCAGAUGCUGUGGAGAGGAUCAUGAGCUCCUACAAAGAGGUGACGGAGCUUGCUGGCUACACGGCGCGCGUCUUUGAGAUGUUCGAGGUCUUCGAGGACGUCCGGGCCGGAGUUUACAAACGAUCCGCCGGAGCUCAGAGCGGGGAGUCCGGGGGUAUGAAGGUGGUGAAGCACGGCAUGAGGGUGGAGGGGCCCCUGCAGAUCAGAGGUCAGGUGAUUGAUGUGGAGCAGGGAAUCAGAUGUGAGAACCUGCCGAUCAUCACUCCGACCGGUGAUGUGGUGGUGUCCAGUCUGAACAUACAGGUGGAUGAGGGGAUGCACCUGCUGAUCACUGGGCCUAAUGGCUGUGGAAAGAGUUCUCUGUUCCGGAUCCUCAGUGGUCUGUGGCCUGUCUACAGUGGUGUCCUGUACAAACCUUCUCCACAGCACAUGUUUUAUAUUCCUCAAAGGCCAUACAUGUCAGUUGGUACCCUGAGGGACCAGGUCAUUUACCCUGAUACCACGCAGGAGAUGGAGGAGAAAGGUUUCACUGAUGCCCAGCUGGAGGACAUUCUUCAGAUUGUCAACCUGCGUUACAUUCUGGAAAGAGAGGGAGGCUGGGAUGCAGAGAGUGACUGGAAGGAUGUGUUGUCUGGAGGGGAGAAACAGCGCAUGGGCAUGGCCAGGAUGUUCUAUCACAAACCGAAGUAUGCUCUCCUCGACGAAUGCACCAGUGCUGUUAGUAUAGAUGUAGAAGGGAAAAUUUUUGAAGCUGCCAAAGAUGCUGGGAUUGCUCUUCUGUCAAUCACUCAUCGCCCAUCCCUGUGGAAGUACCACUCACACCUGCUGCAGUUUGACGGCGAGGGCGGCUGGCGCUUUGAAAAGCUAGACGCCUCCACGCGCCUCUCCCUGCAGGAUGAGAAGAUACGCCUAGAGACACAGCUCGCUGGAAUUCCCAAGAUGCAACAGCGUCUCACGGAGCUGUGCCGCAUUCUGGGGGAAGACAGCUCCCUGCCAAACACGGCAGAGGGAGAGAGGGAGGGAACGGGGGAGCAGCAGCAUCAGGAGAAGGAGGAGGAGGAAGAGGAGGAGGAGAAGAAGAAAGAGGAUGUGGUGGUGGAUGAACAGGGCAAAGGCCUCACGGAGUGAUUUGUUGGACGACAAAAACACGAGGCCGGCCGCCUGUAAUGUUUGUGUGUGGACGAAUAGACCUCAGACAUUUAAUGUGUGAUAUAAAAAAAGAAAGAAAAAAAAAAUAUCAGAUCAGGAGGAUUUCAAAAGAACCAUCAGAGGCCUUAGCUAGCUCUACAAAGAUAGCGGUGCGACGUGUGUGUUUGACCGUGAGGGUUAACGGUCUGGGCUGUGUGAACUGGAGGAGGAGAGAGAGAGAGAGAGAGAGAGAGAGAGAGAGAGAGCGAGCGCUGCCAACUCUGCCAGGUGCUGCUGAUGAUGAAAGCACCCAUGAAAGCUGUCUCUCCCCUGUUAUGGCAAUUCUCCACAGAAUUUCAGCAAAUCUGUGCUACGCAUACUGCUCAGGGGGCACACAGGAGAGGGCUGCAGUUAGACAACUAACUCUAGUACUGUAUCUCACCAUCACGCGUGGCGUAUUCUAACACUUUUCCUGACCUCUGUAGAAUGAUAACUUUAUAGAGGUCACUACUGAGUGCUGUCGUUUUCACCAUGUGCCAUAUUGUAGAGAUGAUUCACCGAAGAGAGGGCGUAUUUUAACCACCUGAUUAAUAACCACCGCUGUAAUUAACUUCAGAUGUUUUAUGAGAGCUUUAUGGAUAUUUUGUGUAUUGGCACAGAGUUUUAAGAGUGGAGUAAUCACUCUUGAAUGU